UAAUCUCAGUCAAAAACAGACUCCUCUUCUCUGUUUCCUUUCUUAGAUUUGGCUUGAAAUUAAUAAAAUAGCCAAUCAGUUCUAGUGCCCAAAUGGCGUCAACACCAAACCAGCUUCACUUUGUUCUAAUCCCAUUGAUGGCACAAGGCCAUAUGAUCCCCAUGAUAGACAUGGCCAAGCUCUUGGCGGAGCGCGGUGUUAUUGUAACCAUAGUCACUACCCCUCUCAACGCAUCACGAUUUGCACCGAUAGUCAAACGAGCCGUAGAGUCCGGGCUUCCUAUUCAAGUAAGUGAACUCCCAUUUCCAUGCCAAGAAGCAGGUCUGCCCGUAGGCUGUGAGAGUCUUGACAUUGUACCUUCACGGGAUCUUAUAAGAAAUUUCUACUUUGCGAUUGGUAAGCUUCAACGGCCAUUAGAACAAUACCUUCAGGAGCAAAAGCCCCCUCCCAGUUGUAUAAUUUCGGACAAGUACCUUGCUUGGACUUUGCAAACAGCCCAAAAGUUUCGAAUCCCGCGGAUAGUUUUCCAUGGGACAUGCUGCUUCUCACUGCUAAGCUCCCACAACAUAAAGCUCUACAACGCUCAAAACUCGGUCAUUUUGAACUCAGAAAAAUUUCUUGUCCCAGGAAUGCCCCAGAAAAUUGAGAUAACCAAAGCCCAGCUGCCCGGCGAAUUUGUUUCGCAGGCUGACAUAGAUGAUAUUCGAGGUCCAAUACGAGAGGCUGAACUAGCCUCUUAUGGUGUUGUGGUGAAUAGUUUUAGUGAACUCGAACCCCAGUUCGUCGAAGGUUACAGGAAUGCCCUAAACAAAAAAGUGUGGUGCAUUGGCCCAGUUUCACUCUACAGCAAAGCGCAUUCAGACAAGUUUGAGAGAGGCAACAGAGCCUCGAUCGAGGAGAAAGAGUGUUUGGGUUGGCUUGAUUCAAAGAAACCAUGUUCAGUUAUUUAUGCAUGUUUCGGGAGCCAGUGCCGCCUAGUUGCAUCACAGUUGAUAGAGCUAGGGUUGGGCUUGGAAGCAUCAAACCACCCAUUUAUUUGGGUGAUAAAAACGGAAGAAUCAAUGAUUGCAGAAUUAGAAGAAUGGCUAAAGGAAAAUAAAUUUGAAGAGAGAAUCAAUGGGAGAGGACUUUUGAUCAAGGGCUGGGCACCACAGGUUCUUAUUUUGUCCCAUAAAGCAAUCAAAGGGUUCCUAACACACUGUGGUUGGAACUCGACAAUAGAAGGCAUUUGCUUUGGGGUGCCAAUGAUAACAUGGCCUCUUUUUGCUGAGCAAUUCCUUAAUGAGAAACUUAUAGUAGAGGUUUUGAGGAUUGGAGUUCGGAUUGGUGUUGAGCUGCCCACUAGAUGGGGUGAGGAAGAGAAAGUUGGGGUUUUGGUGAAGAGCGAGGAUGUUGAGCAGGCUAUAAAGAGACUAAUGGAUGGGGCAGAAGAAGGAGAAAAUAGAAGAAAGAGAGCAAGGCAGCUUGGAGAGAAAGCAAAGGAGACCAUGGAAGAGGGAGGAUCUUCACACUUGGGCAUAACUCUCUUGAUCGAAGAUAUUAUCAAACAAUCUGAGUUGGACAAGAGGACUGGGGUCCAGGUUUGAAGAUGUAUAAAUUUUGUAGCAAUAAUAGUUUGAGUGUUCACACAAUUCCGCAUGUACUUUGGACUUCAAUUUUCUUUAUGAGGCUAGAUUUUUAAUUUCCCC
This is a messenger RNA of Malania oleifera, 1688 nucleotides long. Its product is annotated as UDP-glycosyltransferase 73D1-like. NCBI's taxonomy places the organism in Eukaryota, Viridiplantae, Streptophyta, Magnoliopsida, Santalales, Ximeniaceae. The coding region runs from base 93 to 1586 and encodes 497 amino acids. The record is from RefSeq and is a predicted model, not a curated record. Gene Ontology annotation, molecular function: UDP-glycosyltransferase activity. The transcript has a single exon.